Messenger RNA from Nannospalax galili (Upper Galilee mountains blind mole rat), 6340 nucleotides. It is a transcript of the gene Emb, whose product is annotated as embigin. Gene Ontology annotation, cellular component: plasma membrane; axon. Gene Ontology annotation, molecular function: cell-cell adhesion mediator activity. The coding region runs from base 244 to 1242 and encodes 332 amino acids. The transcript is spliced from 9 exons. Gene Ontology annotation, biological process: dendrite self-avoidance; homophilic cell-cell adhesion; axon guidance. Lineage: Eukaryota; Metazoa; Chordata; Mammalia; Rodentia; Spalacidae. The record is from RefSeq and is a predicted model, not a curated record.
UGCAUAAUGGAUGGAGGGGCCGGCGCAGGGCUGGGCUGGCCUCCGGUGCGCUGACAGCGUCUCGGGGGAGGAGGCCAGAGCAGCCCGGCCCCUCCCACUCUGCCUUAUCUCGCGUGUCCUGUCCCAGGGACUGGCAGUGGGCGCUCGGCUGCUAGCGAGUGUACGCAGGGAGUCCAGACACCGAUCACAGCCAGCCAAGGGAACCGCAGCGGCCGCCUGAUCCGGGGCCCAGCCACCCGCGGCAUGAGCUCGCUCAGUGGCCUGCGGGCGCUCCGGGCACUUGGAGCGCCUGGCCACCCGCUCCUCCUCCUGUGCCUUCUGUCCAUGAUGCGCUCGAGCCUGGCAGAUGGCAAUCUCACAGGUUCACCUUUUACAAGUCUACGUCUUCGAGAAGAAAUGCUGGCAAAGUACUCAAAUCUUUCCUCUGUGAUUCAUAACAUAUCGCUCACAGAACAUUCCAGUGUACCAGUAGAAAAAAAUAUCACUUUGGAAAGGCCUUCUGUCAUGGAACUCCAGUGCCAAUUCACAACCUCUGGAGACUUGAAUUUAGUCAAUGUGACUUGGAAAAAAGGUGAUGAGCUACUUGAAAAUAAUUAUCCUGUCAAUAUAACAGGAAACACCUUUUACACCCAGUACAUGUUCACCAUCAUUAAUAGCAAACAAAUGGGAAGUUAUUCUUGUUUCUUUGGUGAAGAAAAGGAACUAAGGGGAACAUUUAAUAUCAAAGUACCCAAGGUUCAUGGAAAAAACAAGCCAUUGAUCACUUACGUGGGAGAUUCCACUGUCCUGAAGUGUGAAUGUCAGGACUGUCUUCCUUUAAAUUGGACCUGGUACAGUAGUAAUGGAAGUGUGCAGGUUCCUAUUGAUGUUCACACGAAUGAUAAGUAUGUUAUCAAUGGGUCAUAUGCUAAUGAAACAAGGCUCAAGAUAAAGCAUCUUUUGGAAGAAGAUGGCAGAUCCUACUGGUGCAGUGCAGCUUUCCAGUUAGGCGAGAGUGAAGAGCACAUUGAACUUGUAGUACUGAGCUUCUUGGUGCCCCUCAAACCAUUUCUUGCAAUAAUUGCUGAAGUUAUUCUUUUAGUAGUCAUUAUUCUGCUUUGUGAAGUGUAUACACAUAAGAAAAAGAAGGAUUCAGAUGAUGGGAAAGAAUUUGAACAAAUUGAACAGCUGAAAUCAGAUGACAGCAAUGGUAUAGAAAACAAUGCCCCAAGGCACAGAAAAAAUGAAUCUGCGAACCAGUGAAUAAGGACGAUCAUGUUGCCAUGGGAAGAUGAACGAAGAGUCUGUAUUUAGCUUUGCUUAUCCUUCCUUUUAUAAGAGUGUUUGGAUUUUAAUUUUUUAAAAGACAAACCAUUAUGCAACAUGCACAGUAAUAGCUUUAUCUCUUAUCUAAAGGUGUAUUUUCAUUUUGUAAUUGUUUUACAUUAAAUCAAAGUAAAUUGUUUUAAAUGUGUCCUGUGAGCCAUAGCCUAGUAUAAAAAAUGUCAUCCUGGUCCAGACCAGAAGGUACAGAACAGACACCAGCAAAAUUAGUUAAUAAUUCACAGAAUACAUAUCACUAAAGCCCUGUUUGUUACCAAAGAAUUUAUUGAAAAGAAAGCUUUUGCCAUUUGUCUCAAAAAGUGUUUUUUCCCAAGUCAUAGUGAAUAUAAUUACAUGUAGAUGUGUUUGCAACAAUUUCCCUGUAACUUCCUGUGAUAGUGAAACUGUUUUCACUAAGAAAUAGACUCUACACUUUUACUAAUGGUGGCUGCUUCACCACCUGUACACUAAGACGUGCUUUUACUCCAUGAAGAAUGUGAGGCAAGGGAAUAAAAUCGUAUGCUUACCCCAGAGUCACAGCAAAACCAAAUCUCCACAUCCUGACCCCACCUCAUUGCUUCUGCACCCCAAGCGAGGGUGCUUCUUGGCUUUAAGUAGGAUGUUUUCAUUGGUCUUUACCAUGGGGUUUGGUCUUCGGUCCUCUGGGGUUGCUGUUUCAGAGUGCAGAUUUGUGUAGUCAUGAUGCACCACUGCUGCCUGCAUGCUUCUGUCGCCCUUGGUACAGAGAGUUUCACUGUAUGUUCCUGACUGGCCUGAAACUCACUAUGUAAACUAGGCUGGCCUCAAACUCACAGUGAUCCUCCUGCCUCUGCCUCCUAAGUGCUGGGAUUAAAGGGAUGCAUCACCAUGCCCAGAGAUUUCUGGGUAUCUUUAAUUUGAUAUCUAGUUUCUGGCUAAAUAUGUAAAAAUGCAUUAUCAGUGCUUUACAAUAGCGAUGCCUUUGACUACAGUCCUGAAGUGUUAAUGUCUUGUUUUUAUUUUGCUGCUCAUGCCUUAGACUAACCUUGAAAAAUAGAAUGUUUUCAUUACAUAUAUCACUGAAAUAGUUCACAAACGCAUGGGAACCAAAUCAUUUCAACUUGAGAAGGUAUAGAAAGUUGUCAUUGGCUUUAGUGAAGUAUGGCAGUAAUGCCUCAAGAUACUAGGCAAGGUAUCCCUGGUGUGGCAGGGUUUCUGUGCCAUGCUGUUUGCAGGGGAAACAGGGUUAAGGACAAUCCGAAACAAAGAGGAACUUGGGGUGGUAGUGGAAAAAACCUGCAGUUCUUGGUUGGCCAUUAGGGGAUUAGAGCUUGGGUAAAAAGAAUCCAAUAAUUAAUUUCACAACAAAAACAUUGUAGAAAGUUAUGCCAUGUGUAUCAGCUAAGAAAAGUGCAAUUGUAUCUUGAUGUCUACUAAUAACACUAGCAAGAAUAAUACACAUAAAAUAGUAAUAUGGCAACUGCUUCAUCUUUUGUUAUUUUUAUUGAACUAGAGUACAUCCCUUUUCACUAGACAUCAUGCCUUCUCUUAAUCAAAGAACUGUGUAUUUGAUUUGCCUUAAUUAAUGAUUAAUUUGACAAAAUAAUCUUGGAUAAUAUUAUAGCAGUUAGUUUAAUUAAACAUUUUGAAUUUAGUGAAAAUUUGAUAGGCAUCAUUUGGUGAAGUCCCACUCAUAGUAGUGUACUUGUGACUAGGUACAUACAACCCAAGCCAGUUACAGUAGCAGAAUUCAUGUUUUCUUUGCCACCACUGACAAUUAGGUUGAAAUAGUUUUUAAAGAAAAAAAUAGCUGCCCAAAGGUAAAACCUGAAGUAUUUAUGUAUUAAAAUGAAAUUCUAAGUGGUGAUAUUUUGUAGCAAAGACAGAUUUUAGUCACUUUAAAUAGAAAUAAGUUGUCAAAUAUUUAAGUUGAUUUUUAGCCUCUCUGGAGUACUCGGAAAUUGUUCCAUCUCUGUUAGAUUAACAAUGGAACGCUCCCAUUAACUAACCUCAUGGAGAUGGUAAAUGGAUUAGCUAAGGACUAACUAUAAAUUGACCGCAAAGAGUAAACAGCAGAAAGGCUGUUUAGAAAACUACCCUGAGUUCUUAUGUUAGACACCUGGGAAAUUUGAUUAAUCUUUCCAGUUGGUGGGGUUUUUCCAUGUAAUAAUUAGAUUUAAUGAUGCCAUAAAUCUCCCAGAUAAUUUUAUAUGCAAUUUACACUAAAGGGUGUUUCCUUUUGCAGUCUUUUUUUGCCCCAGCUAGCUAGUCAUUCAAGCUCAACUCCAAAUUCUUUAUGGUAUUUUCUUCUUUUCUUCUUGGCUAUGAAUCCCUGUUCCUUGGACUGUCUUAAUGGUACAAGAGUCAACCCAGUACCUCCCUGGCCUCAUCUUCCCAGCUAUAACAGCUAAGAUCUUGAUUUUCCCCCUUAGUCUCAUCAUCCAGCACUCCAUCCUCUAUAGUGUGGCCUCAGUCUUCUUCCCAAAACACGAAGAUCUCACUUAACACCUUCAUGCAUCAGUUUCAGGCCCAACAUGCAGCUCAUCUUUGCCGUUUCUCAGUCCAGCAUCACCCAGUCACCAAUCUCCCCCCAGUGUCUUGAAUUAGCCCAGAAUGCUCCCAUGCUUCUCUGAAUUCCACCAGCUCAAGAUUAACUUUUAGGAUGCUAACAUCUUAGAGGAAACCCUCAUAUUGCUGGAGUGGUACCUUCUUCUGUGUUCAUAUGCCUCUGUAUUUUUGUGUUUUUAACCUGUAUUGUAAACACAGUUGUUGCUCUCCUUCCUGGAUUCUGACUUUUCAUUUCUGUGCCUUGUGUUUACCACAGGGAGAGUUUGUUACAGAUAUUGUAAAAUGUGUGUUGAGUGGUAGAAUGUUUAAAUAUAAAAGAAACAUAAAUCUGUACCAGUUCUUAGAACACCAUUUUAAUUUGUGACAAUUAGAGUUGAAAAAAAAAUUAGAGAGAAAAGCAGGUUUUCUAACUUCCUAAAUUGUUAUAGAGAAUGCAUUAUAUUGAUUAUUCUGUAUUUUAAUUCGUAUUGUCCUUCAAGUUUCCUGGUCAGUGCAUGAAUGAGCUUUAUGUUUACCUUUUAUUUUAAUACAAUAACACACUGACUGCAAACACACAAUUUUAGUGAUUGUAUUCCUUUGAAUGGCACAGUCGAGAGCUGGUGUCUGCUCACCCUUCUGUGCUCCAAAUUCAUCUCCCCUGUGUGUAGAUACUGUUGAACAUCCUAGAAUAAACUUCAGAUUUAAUAUUAAAAUAAGUAUUUUACAAAUGGUUUUAUUAUAAAUUUUGAUCACUAGAAGCAUAUUUUUCAUCAGAUUAAUCAAAAAUAAAAACCCUGUUAUUCUGCUUGUUUAUAUGGUUUUUACCUUUGAGGCAUUUAAAUAGGUUUGUGCACAAUUAUUUACCAUCUACUAUUCUUCCCUGUAGGAAAGCGAAUCUUUUGUAAUUGGGCAAAUCAAGACAAGGAAUUAAGAACUUCCUUCCCUUUAGUGCUGUUCAGCUUUGGAAAGGAUAAGUUCAAAUGUCUAUUCCAGUAUUAAUUGUAAGGCACAGCGCCUCCUUGUCUGAAAAUAUAUUUAUGGAAUGCAUAAAAAUAGACAAAUAACUCAGUUAUUUUGGAAUCUUAAAUUACACAUAUUUAUAUGCCUUCUCUUUUGCUUAUGAUUUGUUAGCCAUGAGCUUAUCCUAGUUGUCAUAGGAAGAAAACUGAAACUACUUCUUUACUGCUUCGGAGUCAGUUGCAUGCUCUUUUUACCAAUCAACAGAGAUGCAUCACAUUACUUAAAGCUAAUAACUGGCGUUAGUUGAGUGUGUGGCAUAUGAUAGGCAUUACUUUGAAAUGAGUUACCUUACUUAAUCCUUGCAUCAUUUUAUGUUAUAAAAUUAGUUCUCUGCUUUUUAAUAGAUGCACAAAUUCAAGUGUAACACCAUUAAAUAAACUGCUCAAGUCACUAUGUUGUACACAGAAUUACAUUAAAAACUAAGCUAGCCUGGGCUGACUUGACCCAUCUUGUUGCUUUGAACUGCUAGUCACACACUUCCUAGAAAAUGAUACUGUCACCAAUCAUUUGUCUAUUUUUAAAAUGUCAGUCUUUUAGGUGGUUAGUUAUAUCACAAGCCAGAAUCUUUCAGAGUUUAGGGGACCUGUGCUUUGGCAUUCCUGUGUCCCUGCAGUGGUGCUGGGGAGUCAACACAUAUUUAAGGUUCUUUUCUUCUAGUUUUUACUUGUCAGUAGUGAGAAUGACCAUAAAACGUAUCAUCUAGACACUGAAAAUAAAAGAAGGUGCUAUUUAUAAUUUUACCAAGACAGGUGGAAAGCAGACCCUUCAAUUAUACAUUCAGCCUGCAGGAAGGAGUGACUGCUUUGUGGAUGUUCUGUCACAGACACAGCCCCAAGUUAGAAUGAUUGACAGAAAUUCACUUUCAGGGAAAUAGCCAUUUUCAGUAAAUGUCAGGUGAGUGUCACUGUGGAGAAGUGCCUAUAAUGACAUCGUUUACCGAGCUUAUUAAAGUUUUAUGACUUUCCACAAGUUUCUUACCAUGACUAAAGUUUGUUGGCAUUCAGAAGUGUGAUUUACAAGUUGUAAGAGAAGGUGACAAAGAAAGUCAUGAUUUUGCAAGUGUGUGGAGUGGACUGGAGAGUUCUUGGGAUUUGUGUAUUUUCUGCUAAAUGCAUUGUAUUAAUAACAUGUGAUCCCUGUGACCCAAGAAUGCUGAUUAUGCCUUUAUUAUAAAAUUUGCUUAUGAAAUAAUUGAAAUUCACUCACUAUAGAACUGACAGAAUUACUUUUAGUCCCAUGAUUAGUCUGUAGUGUCCGUAUUUCUUACUCCCUUGUACCUCAGCGGGAAAAUGCUAUGGAAACACGCUUAGAGUGGUUAAGAUCUCUAAAUAUUAUUUUGGUCUGUUGUCUUUUAUGCUUAAAAACACUUUUCAGAAACAUUUACUUUGUUAUAUAAUUUUCAUUUCUUAAAAUAGUUUAUCACCAAUUAUUUUUCUAAAGUUUAUUUGAUAAUCAUGAACAUUUUAGAUUUAUUACAUGUCAUUAAAUUUAA